CAAAACUUGACGUGAGAUGACGUGACGUGUCGGGUCAGAAGUAAAUUACUGCUUCAAUCACCGAUUUUGCCAUUACCGUAAUUUGGUUAUUUGUGUUUUGUUCACUUCGUAAACUGUUCUGCAAUGAGUCGCCGAGACAAGAAGGAAGACGAGGACAGUAGUAGUACUUUCCAAAAUCUGGAUAAGACUACUCUUUUACAGGAGGCAAGAUAUUUUAACUCGACACCAGUUAAUCCUAAAAAAUGUAUACAUAUCCUAACCAAGAUCCUGUAUUUGCUAAAUCAAGGAGAAAAGUUAAAUACUCAAGAAGCCACUGACAUAUUUUUCGCAACUACGAAGUUGUUUCAAUCCAAGGAUGUCGUGUUACGCCGGCUGGUAUAUCUGAGCAUCAAGGAACUCAGUUGUAUGGCACAAGAUGUCAUCAUAGUAACAUCAUCUCUUACUAAGGACAUGACGGGCAAAGAGGAUUUGUAUAGGGCGGCCGCGAUCCGUGCUUUGUGCACAAUCACUGAUAGCACAAUGUUGCAAGCGAUUGAGCGUUAUAUGAAGCAAGCUAUCGUGGACAAGAACCCCGCUGUGAGCUCUGCUGCCCUUGUGUCUGCACUCCAUCUGUCUGCUACAGUGCCGGACCUGGUACGACGAUGGGUCAUGGAAGCUCAGGGUGUCAUCACAUCUGACAACGCUAUGGUGUCAUACCAUGCUUUAGCCGUAGUGGCUGGGGCCCGGCGCAACGAUCGCCUCUCGACAGUCAAGCUGGUAACAAAAUUGGCCCGGACUCCGCUGCGCUCUCCAUAUGCCCUUUGUCUUCUUAUUCGUCAUGCAGCCAAAUUAACUGAGGAAGAUCAAAGUGAUGCUUCAGAGCCCUAUAUUGAUUUCAUUGAAUCAUGUUUGCGUCAUAAAUCCGAGAUAGUAGUCUAUGAAGCUGCUCAUGCCAUUGUGAAUUUAAGAAAAUCUGCUCGAGAUCUUGCCCAGGCAGUUUCUGUACUACAAAUAUUCUGUGGCUCCUCCAAGGCUACAAUGCGAUUAGCAGGUGCUCGCACAUUAGCAAAACUGACAGCUAAACAUCCCAAUGCUGUAGCAGCUUGUGCCGUCGAUCUGGAAAAUCUUAUUUCUGACCCAAAUCGCUCUGUAGCCACUUUAGCCGUAACAACGCUCUUGGCUACUGGCGCAGAAAGUUCUAUUGACCGUUUAAUGAAACAAAUUUCAAGUUUCAUGUCUGAAAUAUCGGAUGAAUUCAAAAUCGUAGUAGUGCGUGCGAUAAGGCGCCUUUGUUCCAAGUAUCCACGUAAACAUCAAUCACUGGCAUCAUUUUUAGCUGGCAUGCUCCGUGAUGAAGGUGGAUUGCAGUACAAGACUGCCAUUGCCGAUGCUAUAAUUGCUCUUGUUGAAGAAAAUCCUGAUGCUAAAGAGACAGGUUUGGCACACCUCUGUGAGUUUAUUGAAGACUGUGAACAUGCUUCUCUAGCAGUUCGCAUAUUACAUAUCCUGGGCCGUGAAGGACCUAAAGCUCGUCAGCCAUCCAGGUAUAUUCGGUACAUAUACAAUAGAGUAAUUUUGGAGUCAGGUCCGGUUCGCGCUGCAGCUGUGUCGGCUGUUGCUCGUUUUGGAGCAGCUCGUCCUGAAUUGCUUCCAAAUAUAAGGGUUCUGCUGGCCCGCUGCCAAUUAGAUGACGAUGAUGAAGUUCGCGAUAGAGCUAUUUAUUAUAGCGCUAUUUUGGAUUCUGGUGAUUCACAACUCAUCAAUGAUUACAUAAUAAAUGUCCCUAUACCUAACCCUGUACUUCUAGAAAGGGCACUGCACCAUUAUUUGACAUCUGAUCUUGUAAUGACAGAAGAUUUCAAUAUUGCUACAAUCCCGACAAUAGCUGAAGAGUCACAAGAGCCUAAAGAAGCUCCUGUUGAAAUUGAAACAAGACCUCCGAUGAUAUCUCGUGAGGAGCAAUAUGCUGAUCAAUUGAAAGUUAUUCCAGGCAUUGAGAAACUUGGUCCAAUUUUCAAAACAUGUGAGCCUGUUGACUUGACCGAACCGGAGACGGAGUAUCGUGUUCAAUGCGUUAAACAUGUUUUCGCCCGCCAUUUGGUCCUUCAAUUUGAAUGUACAAAUACACUGAGCGAUCAACUUCUGGAAAAAGUUCACAUAAGACUGGAAUCUGCUCCAGGUUAUAAAAUAUUAACCGAAGUUCCAUGUGAGCAACUGCCGUAUGAUAAGCAAGGAAGCAUAUUUUGUCUAUUAGAGUUCCCUGAGACCCCGAUUGAAACUUUGGGAACAUUUGGAGCUACACUAGAGUUUGUGGUGCGUGACUGUGACCCAACCACUGGCCUGCCAGAUUCAGGUGAGGGUUAUGCCGAUACCUAUCCAUUAGAGGAAAUCGAAAUCGGCUGUGCUGAACAAUUUAGGACGCGCGCUGCCUCCGACGACUGGGAAGCGUCUUGGGAGAGGGCUGCUGCCGCUGAUGAAGCUUGUGAUACAUUUGGUUUGUCUCAAACCGACGUAGGAGAGGCUGCUAAAGCAGUAUGUGAACACUUAGGGAUGCCCAUAGCCGCAGUCACAGGUGAUGCUGUUAAGGAGAUUCGCGGUGGUGGCAUUUGGCGCGCGGGCACCCCCGUGCUUGUUCGAGCACGACUUGUAAUGGCCGGAGGAGCUGUUACUAUGCAACUGAUAGCUCGCUCGCCACGUGAAGACAUUGCCACCUUGUUAUUGGCUGCUGUUGGUUAAUUUAUGUAUAAGAUUCCUAAUAUCUGUAUAACAUAUAACUUGUGCCUUUCCCUCCCCCUCCCAAAUUUAAUAUACAGUAUGUUUUGAGAGGCCUUAAUGGCGAAUAUUGAAUAGAAAAGUAGAUUUUGAUAAACGCAUCAAACCUGAAUAUUGUAAUUUGUUUUUUUUUUUGUUAAUAAAAACAUGUUUGAAAAUAAUCUUGGUUAUGUGUUAUAGUGUUACAUUGAAUGUUAUAUUAAACAUAUUAUAAUUA
Helicoverpa zea (corn earworm) is the source of this 2968-nucleotide messenger RNA. RefSeq names its product coatomer subunit gamma-like (gene Copg1). Bases 124 to 2715 code for a protein of 863 amino acids. The record is from RefSeq and is a predicted model, not a curated record. Gene Ontology annotation, biological process: protein secretion; intracellular protein transport; intra-Golgi vesicle-mediated transport. Gene Ontology annotation, cellular component: COPI vesicle coat; endoplasmic reticulum-Golgi intermediate compartment; endoplasmic reticulum. The transcript is spliced from 2 exons. NCBI's taxonomy places the organism in Eukaryota, Metazoa, Arthropoda, Insecta, Lepidoptera, Noctuidae. Gene Ontology annotation, molecular function: structural molecule activity.